Molecule: messenger RNA, 1423 nt
Organism: Belonocnema kinseyi
Lineage: Eukaryota; Metazoa; Arthropoda; Insecta; Hymenoptera; Cynipidae
Gene: Tsp2A
Product: tetraspanin-2A
Exons: 5
Coding region: 149-883 (244 amino acids)
Cellular component (GO): membrane
Source: RefSeq, a predicted model, not a curated record
ACUUCACUAGUACCUGUCGUGCCUACGAUGAUCAUUGUUUCAUUGCAUCCUGUAAAAGUCGUUUUUCAUGUGUAAAGUUUUUUCUUUUUUUGAUUUUGCUGUUCCAUUUCAUUCUAUUUCAAGUGUUUUUGUCUAAGAGCCUGAAAAAAUGGUGGUAAAAACUGCAGUGGCUGGACCAGCGCAGCUGGAAAUGCAAAUCGGGUGUAUCAAGUAUACCAUUUUCUGCUUCAAUGUCAUCAUAUUUCUGAUGGGAUGCAGCAUGUUUGGUUUGUCCAUCUGGUUACGAGUGGAACCCGGAUUUCAAGAAUGGGUUGAUUAUUUGGAUAUGGAUGAAUAUUACAUUGGACUUUACCUAUUGAUUCUGACUUCCACAAUUAUUAUGGUCAUUGCCUUUGUUGGAUGUGGCGCUGCUUUAACGGAAUUUAUAUUUGCGCUUUAUGCGUACAUUGGACUUCAGGCCUUUUGCUUUCUCUUUGGAUUGGCAGGCGCGGCAGUUCUUUUGGAUUAUUCGACAUACGAUAGUCAAAUACAGCCAAUCAUUCGAAAAUCGAUGACGAGUCUUAUUGUCAACUCACAGCACGACGAUGCAGCUCAAAUUCUCAGGAUGGUGCAGGAAAAUAUUGGAUGCUGUGGGGCUGAUGGACCAAUGGAUUAUCUGACAUUAUUAAAACCAUUGCCUACUGAAUGUCGAGAUACAGUAACCGGAAAUGCAUAUUUCCAUGGAUGCGUGGCAGAAUUGACAUGGUUCUUGGAGGGAAGGUCAGGAUGGUUAGCAGGAUUAGCUUUAUCUCUGUGUAUGAUCCACGUAAUUCUUGCUGUUCUCUCCUUGAUUCUCAUACAAGCGAUCCAAAAGGAGGAAGAAACCGCACCAUACAAACGCUAAAUUAGGUAUUAUAAUAACAAUUUUCCAUCGUUUUAAAAUAAAAUUCCCAAGUGAUGUUCCUGUGCAUAAAAAAGUCUGACGCUUAACUUAACAUCCACUCUCGUGUCGACUCUAUUUAGAAAGUCGAUCCCUUUUACGACAAACCACAUAAAUAUUUUUAUGUGUAAUAUUUGAUAUAUGUAGUACUUAACAUUCUUUUUUUACUUUUUUAAUCCUUUUUAAGAUGAAAUUAAAAAAUAUGAUGUUCAUUUGAAAUACAUAUAGUAAGGCACAUUUUUGGAUUAUCACCUGCUUUUAUGAUUACUCGAUUGAACCAGUGACCAAAUCAGCUGUGCUUUAUUACUAGUUUUUGAAUGAAAGAGAGGCAAUAAAGAUAAUCCAGAAUGAAAAGUGUAAAAUAGCGAAAAAGUGCGUUCAAAACCUUUGAAGAAGAAAACAUAUUAAAACUGUAAUAAAAAACUUUUCUCUUUCCAGAAAGACCAACUUUUAAUAUUAAAAGUAUAAUAAGUUUUUAAAUUUUAGAUUUUUAAUCUGUAAUUU